AUGUAUAUUGAAUAUGUCUGUAUAUAUAUAUGUAUCCCCAGCACUCCUAGCAAGACGCCCUGUCACACUAUGCAGGAACACGCGAUGAGAUGCCUUCGGCUCUGGCUUUGGUUUCUUACAUUGCUUCCGUGCGCAUUGGCUGAUUUGGCAGUGGUGAGACCUUCAGAAGGAGCCACGUUCAGUGCCAGCUCGGGAGCCACUUCUGUUACCGUGCAGUGGGAGGACAUGGGCGGGGCUCCUGAGCUCAGUACCGUGACUCGAUACGUUUUCACACUUUGUUCAGGCCCGAGCAACGACAUUCGGGCCGUCACCACGCUCGCUACCGUCGCCGCAGCGGACAUCACGGGCACGCAAUACGCGGUGUCGAUCCCCAACAAAAGCGGUGCAGACGGACGCUACUUUAUCCAGGUUUUCGCAGAGUCGCCCGUGGGAUAUUCAAUUCACUACUCGGGCCAUUUCCGGCUCAACGGGAUGGCCGGCCCUCUCGCGCCCGUUAGAGAGUCCGAAACUGUCGCACCAACACCCCAGACAAUGAUCACCACGGGCGGCGUGCCCGCACCCAUACAAUCGGCAUCCUUCUCUGUGACGUACGCGCUGCAGACCGGUUUAUCGCGUUUCGCACCAAUGCAGCGCCAACCUCGUACCAAAGUGACUGCGACGCAUUGGACUAGACAGCAUCCAACCAGUGCAGUAACGUACUACGCUACUAUAAGACAUAGCGUCCAGCAAAUAACCACCAUCACGCCGGGUUGGGACUACACAGUUGGAAACCAAGAAAAUUGGGCCACCCCGGCGCCAUUUCCCUAUGAAAACGGUGGGUGGUACGAACGUCGCGCGCAUAUGACACUGACAACCAGGAAACUGAAUCGCAAUUGGAUCGGCAACAGUGUCACUGCAUAA
Lachancea fermentati is the source of this 900-nucleotide messenger RNA. NCBI's taxonomy places the organism in Eukaryota, Fungi, Ascomycota, Saccharomycetes, Saccharomycetales, Saccharomycetaceae. The record is from the annotation of a GenBank genome assembly.